CUUUGUUCGGCGGGAAGACGCUUCGUUUGAAAGAAGAAAAGUCAAAAUUUGCCGUUUGACUUUUGGCUUUUUAAACUACUGUUAUUGACAAAGAAACUGCUGUGGCUUUAGUUUUUCGUUGUAUUUUAAAGGCCUGACGGCUUUGCAACCGUUGGAGAAGCUUUUGCAGCGAAAAUAAGCGAACAUUUUACAACUUUCAUUCUCGAGCAAGCACUGAGCACAUGUUUAUAUUACAAAUAUGUACAACAUGCAAGCUCUGCACGCCAAUAAAAGAAAGCAAGAUACUUCAAAUUUUGCCACAGUAGACGAGGUUAUUUCUACGGGAGAGUUCAAUCCGGUAAGAAGUUUGUGUUUUGCGCUGUUAUUUUAGAAGUAGUGUAAAGUUUUAUUGUUUUAAUAGUAUUUUAUCGCAAGGCCAUUUGAUGAAUAGUUUGACACCAUAUUAAACAAUUAUUUGUAUUUUUGGAGAUUAAUUUAAUUAGUUCUGUUGUUUAAUUAGUUCUGUAGUUUAGCUGUUUGUAUAUCACGCAAUAAUUUUUGUAUUUGACCACAAUGAGAGAUUAUAACUCACACUUGCAGUUAGGAUUGGCUAUGGUCCCAAUACUGGACAUAUACUGUAUAUACAUGAUGUACUAUAAACCUUGUUGCAAAGGCUCUUGAAACUUGAAAGCCGAUUUACACUGCACAACUUUUGCCUAAAGUAUAUUGCAUGCAACUUGCUUACAAUUUGAGUUGUACUGUGUAAAUCAAGAACACAACGACAACGUAGGUGAGUUGUGCGCUUGAUUUACACAACACAACUGCCACAACUCAAGUUGUAAGCGGGUUGGAUUAGUGCCACCAUAGCUAUUUAUUUAGCUAUUACAACAAUAGAUUGCUCACCAACCACAUGUAAUUGUGCAAAUUACUUCGCAAAAUUCUCUUUGUUGACUCGUGCAGACGAACAAAAUUUGUACAAAACUAGCAUGUGUACUAAGUUAUAAAUAAAUGUAAUGGCGUAAAUCAGAUGGCAGCAGAAGUUAGGGAACCCUGUAAAUAUUGACACAACCAUCACAGUCUAAGGGACUGGACCUUUGGGAUCGAUUUUGGCCUGCAGAUAAAGUAUUUAUCCCAAUGAGCGCCACACUCUCCCCUAUCAUCUGGCAUUAGACAGAGUUAAUAAUAAAGUAGUGUGUGUUGGGGUGCAAUGCAACUUAAUGGGUUAAAUAGACACAUGGGUAGAUAGCCUGAUUAACAUUAAGCACUGCCACUCUCCUUUUGACUAGUAAAAUCAUCUGGCGUUAGGCAGGUAAAAUAAUAAAGUCUGCUGCGUUGGGGCGCAAUGCUAUUGGAUAACAGGCAUGAUUGGAGCAUCCCCAAAUAACUAUAGACUGUAAUUAUCAAAUUUUAUCUUUCACUAGAAAAAGCAACGUCUGAGCUAUGAACAGCACCCCGUGAACAGCGAACAAACCCAAUAUAAUGGUAACAAUGUAAUGAUCAAUGAUUUGUCCCAAAUGAAUGGCCAUUCUCAAGUCAAUAACAACUAUAUAGAAAGUGAUGGUGGUCAUUUGCAAGAAUUGAAUGCAAAUACCAAUGGUCAGAUGGGAAAUGGUGAUGACAGAGUCUCUGAGCCGAUGGAAUGUUCUGAAGAACAAGUCGACCAUACCAAGGCUCAAGUGAAUGGAAACUUGACGUCAACUUCCUAUGGAAAAUUCUGUCCUCAUGGCCAUCUGAAUAUGUGUACAACAUACAAGUAAGUGUAGACAAAGUAUCAGGGCCACUGAGAGGGGGGGGGGGGGGCGGGGGGCAAAUUGCCCUAGGCCCCCCCCUUAAUGGGC
Molecule: messenger RNA, 1817 nt
Organism: Paramuricea clavata
Lineage: Eukaryota; Metazoa; Cnidaria; Anthozoa; Malacalcyonacea; Plexauridae
Source: the annotation of a GenBank genome assembly